This is a messenger RNA of Periophthalmus magnuspinnatus, 953 nucleotides long. It is a transcript of the gene nenf, whose product is annotated as neudesin neurotrophic factor. Gene Ontology annotation, cellular component: membrane; endomembrane system. The coding region runs from base 58 to 546 and encodes 162 amino acids. The transcript is spliced from 4 exons. The record is from RefSeq and is a predicted model, not a curated record. NCBI's taxonomy places the organism in Eukaryota, Metazoa, Chordata, Actinopteri, Gobiiformes, Gobiidae.
AGAAACUAAGGAAGUAAAGUUGGAUGAAAGAGUUUCCGCGUUGAACUAGGAUCUGUCAUGGAAACACUAUGGAUUUACCUGCUCUGUGCUUUAUUCAUGUGCACGACUUUAGCUGAAGAAGACCAGAAAUUAAAGUUUAAAGCCGCUUCAAAGCCUGUGCGACUUUUCACAGAGGAGGAGCUGAGGAAAUACGAUGGGAGCGUGGAGGAUUUGCCUAUUUACAUGGCAGUGAAAGGAGUGGUGUUUGAUGUCACCAAAGGAAAAGAAUUUUAUGGCAAAGACGCUCCGUACAAUGCUAUGGUUGGAAAGGACUCCUCUCGAGCCGUGGCCAAAAUGUCUCUGGACCCAGACGACCUCACAUCUGAUACUACUGAUCUAACAGAGGAGCAGUUGCAGUCCCUGGACAGUAUUUUUGAAGGCACAUAUAAGACCAAAUAUCCGAUUGUGGGCUACACCGCGUCCCGGAUCCUUAAUCAAGAUGGAACCCCCAACGAAGCCUUCCGACCCGAGGACCAGCCACACUUUCAGAUCAAAGAUGAGUUUUGAUCGUAUAGGAUUUUAAGCAGGUCUGACAUUUCUCUGGAAUUAACUUGAAAAGACCCACAGACAAAACAGUAGUGCAAUAACUUUAUGACUGAAGAACACGUUUGGAAAAACAAUUAUAUGUAUAACUUAAUAACACAAUCAAAAAUAAUGUUCUUGCCUUGUUAAUUUUUCUACUCAAGCUUCAUGUAUGAAAUAGUUUAAUAAUCUUCUGGAUAACUACAUUUCUGACUCCUUCUAACAUCUGUGAAUUGGUGUGUUAGAGAGACCGUUAGUGGUAUGUUGGUCUGUCUGUAGUGUAAGCAGUCACAUCGUAUGGUACUAUAGGUAAAAUCCAGAAAAUGUAAUAAUAAUAAUAAUGUAUGAGGAUGAUUUUAUGCUAAAUAAAACAGUCAUGUGCUGCUUUCUGU